Habropoda laboriosa is the source of this 2266-nucleotide messenger RNA. RefSeq names its product anaphase-promoting complex subunit 5 (gene ida). Bases 1 to 2199 code for a protein of 732 amino acids. Gene Ontology annotation, cellular component: anaphase-promoting complex. Lineage: Eukaryota; Metazoa; Arthropoda; Insecta; Hymenoptera; Apidae. The transcript is spliced from 11 exons. The record is from RefSeq and is a predicted model, not a curated record. Gene Ontology annotation, biological process: protein K11-linked ubiquitination; anaphase-promoting complex-dependent catabolic process; positive regulation of mitotic metaphase/anaphase transition.
AUGUCUACGGAUUUUAUGAAUAUUGAUGGCAAUAUAAAAAGGGUACAGAAGGAAACCCUGACACCAUACAAAAUAGCAACUGUUAUUUUGAUUAAAGAAUAUUGUAAUGAAACAACAAAAGCAAUUGUUGAAAGACGUGAUUUUUGUUUAGCUGCAUUAAAAUUGAUUCAAUCACCUGACAUGGAAUUCAAUGAACUCUUGAAUAUACUAUAUUCCCCUAAAUAUAUUUUACAUCGCUUUGCUCAUCAAUUAGAAGUACAGUUGAAUGUAUUAAGAGGAAAAGGAGUUGAAGGAUUAUUAGAUUUAUUUGAUAGUGUUGGACGUCUUAUGAAACCAAUAACUUUAGAUCACUCUCUUUCCUUACCUGCAUUAAAUAAGAAUUCUGUUCUUGGAUUAUACAUAAGAAGAGUUAUAAUUUUUUUUGAAAAACUGCCUUUUGAUCAAGUUGUAGCACUUUAUGAAGCUUUGAAAAGAUAUCUUGAUAGAAGAACUAAUGCUUCUGAAGGUUCUGACAUUUCUACAGGUUCUAAAACAGAGGAUUCAUAUUCAAAUGAUACAACUAAAGCAACAUGGGGUGGAAGACAAGCUGAAUUACUUGUUGCACAGCAAGCACAUGCACUACAAACAGAUGAACAUAAAGCAAUGUCCCCUGCAGAGCUGCAAGUUCUUGUACGAGAACUUUUAAGUUGUAGUCCUUAUUACGCUGAAGCUCAUUAUUUAAGUUAUUUAAACUGCCUAAGAGUCAAUGAAUACUGUGGAGCUAUAGACAGUCUUUAUCACUGCUUUGAUAGGUUGGCACCUUUGGAAAACCGUUCUGCACCUGAAGAUAGAUCUCGAAUUUUCAGAUAUGCAGCUUUAAAUUUAGCAGUUUUACAUGCUCAAUUUAAUCAUAAACAAGUAGCACAAGCUGCUUUAAAAGAAGCGAUUAUGAUGGCUCAAGAAGCUGGAGACAAUGUGUGCUUACAAUUAGCACAUGCUUGGAUGUAUCAUUUAACUACUAAACAAAAGGGUCCUCUUAUAGAAAGAUCUGUUGGCAAAGCAAGUAUGUUAGGAAUAACUCAUACAACUGGUUUAGGUCUUAUUGCAUAUGCUCAUAAUUCUGCUUUAGAAGCUAAAAGUCCAUCGCAAGUAUUCGAGACUCUGAUGAAAUCUGAUGUUUUAAAUUGUCAACAUUCCAUGAUAGACCUAAUGUCAAUGACGUAUGCGGAAAAGUCUGCAUUAUGGGCGUAUUAUGGCAAAACUGAAAUGUCUUCAGUUUGUGCACAAUUGUUGCUUUUGCACAAUACAGGGGAUAAAAAACAGCAUAUGUUCAAUGGACCAUCUACUUGUCAAGCUGUCGUUAAUAUUGCAAAUAUUUUAGUAGAAUUUGGAGAAUAUUCUUUAGUUGAUGUUGUACUUGGUCAUGCUAAGGAAAGAUUUCCUAAUGAACCCUGCAAUAAGAUAUGGAUGUUAAGUGAGCAACUUUAUAUGUUCACACAAUUAAUGAGACAAGAAAAAUGGGGUGAAGCGGAAGCAAUAGCACUGAAUAUUUCAAGCUUAGACUCUUUAGAAUGUAAAUUUAGGUUAGCAGAAGUUUGUUUAGAAAAAGGAGAUUAUCCAAAAGGUUUAGAAUGUAUUAAUAAUAUUGAGAAAGAUAAACAAAUAACACCUCAAAAUAAAAUACGAGCUAUGAUUCUUUCGAGCCAAUUAAUGUGUGCAUCAGUUUCAUCAGAGAGUGGAAUUGCAGGAGUUAAUUCGUUGGUACUUCUUAAUACAGCUCUAGAACUGGCUGUGAAAAAUCAUUUAUCUUAUUAUGAAGCAUCAAUUAAAAUGCAUCUUGGAAACAUUCAGCUAAUAAUGGGUAUGCCAACUUUAGCAUUACACUUAGUAGAAGAAGUAAUUACCCAAAUUUUAGCACAUGGAGGACACUACGAUCAGGGUAGAGCGUUCGUUUUGUAUGCGAAAUGUUUGGCUGCCACUGCCCCAACAUGUGACAAAGCACGAAAGGAAGUAAUUUUAAAAGCUAUUAAAGCGCUUUCUAAAGCGAGAAAUUAUUUUAUGAAAGUUGAAGCGUAUGGAAGACUUAGGGCUGCAUUGUGUUUGGAAUCUUUAUUAUGUCACGAGAUUGAUCUCAAAACUGAACGAAAUCAAUGUGCUUUCGAAUUUCGUCAACUGGACCAACAGCUUCUCACGAAAUUAGAUAAUUUGUCUUUAUAUUAAAACCGGAAAGGUAAAACAUAUAAGAACAAAUAUAUAGAAUUCAAGUACUGAUAUAAUAUAUAGGAGU